Cannabis sativa is the source of this 817-nucleotide messenger RNA. Its product is annotated as calmodulin-binding protein 25. The transcript has a single exon. The coding region runs from base 1 to 633 and encodes 210 amino acids. Gene Ontology annotation, cellular component: nucleus. The record is from RefSeq and is a predicted model, not a curated record. Lineage: Eukaryota; Viridiplantae; Streptophyta; Magnoliopsida; Rosales; Cannabaceae. Gene Ontology annotation, biological process: response to osmotic stress. Gene Ontology annotation, molecular function: calmodulin binding.
AUGGCUUCAGAGAAUUUAGCCACUACUACUAUUGACCCAUGGGUCUUCAAACCCACUUCCCUCUCCGCCGAUUCUUGGUUCUCCGAUCUUCUCAACAGAGACGCAGAUUCCAUAAUUACCAAAGCCCUUCAAAAAUCCAUAGCUAAUUCUUCACCUCCUCCUGACCUAAUUCUUCACACCCAAACUCUUUCACUUCCUCAACCCUCUUCCACAACCACGACCAUGAAUAAUACUACAACUACUUCUAACACCAUCACCGGAAAGAUUUCCAAAAGAAAAUCCAGAGCCACGAAGAGAUCCAACACCACUUUCAUAACAGCCGACCCUGCUAAUUUCCGACAAAUGGUUCAGCAAGUAACCGGCGUAAGAUUCGGCUCGGCUCCUUUCUCUACAUCGACUUCGGCGCCUAUACUUAAACCUGAGCCGCAAAGAGCUUGCAGCAGCCGUUUUCCGAUCGCUAACGGUUGCCUUCCGACUCUUGACACGUCAGCGUUUUUGCUGGAUCAGCCGCCGUUGGUGCCGCUCUCUAGUUUUUCUCCGGUGAGUAUGGGAUUGGGAGGUGUUGGUGAGGUUGGAUUGGAAUUGGAGAGUUUGCCGAGUUUUCCUACUUUGGAAUCAUGGAAAGUGAUGUGAUUAUGGGAUUGGAUUAGGUUUUGUGGUGAUGAUGAUGAUGAUGAUGAUGAUCUCUGUUCUUGUAAUGUAAGCCAUGUUAGGCAGUUCGUUUGUUUUAUGUAAUUAUAUCUUAAUUAUCUUCUUAUUUUAACCUUUUGAUGUAUUUUUUUUUCCUUUGAUUAGUAAGUAAACAAAUGUUUAGAAA